This is a messenger RNA of Rhodamnia argentea, 2174 nucleotides long. RefSeq names its product U11/U12 small nuclear ribonucleoprotein 65 kDa protein. Bases 168 to 1607 code for a protein of 479 amino acids. The transcript has 12 exons. Gene Ontology annotation, biological process: mRNA splicing, via spliceosome. Gene Ontology annotation, molecular function: pre-mRNA intronic binding; U12 snRNA binding. The record is from RefSeq and is a predicted model, not a curated record. Gene Ontology annotation, cellular component: U12-type spliceosomal complex. NCBI's taxonomy places the organism in Eukaryota, Viridiplantae, Streptophyta, Magnoliopsida, Myrtales, Myrtaceae.
GCUUUCUUCAACGGUGUUCUAAAUCAACGUUAAUGCCACCUCGCCGCCGUCACUCGCCGCCGUGACCUCUAGGUCCAUCUCUCUCUCUCUCUGUCUCGGCAGGUCACCACCUCGCUUUAGCUAACUCAUCACCUCACCUCGACUCUGGCCGUGGCGGGAAGCAAAAUAUGGAUGGCAUGCCUUUUUCUCAGGCAUCCUUCAAUGUUUAUCAUGGUCUUCAGCAUCAGCAAGGAUUACCAUCAAAUUCAUUGCCAGCAGACUCGCCUAUUACACUUUUGAUUCGUCACCUUCCCGAAGCCAUUCCCCAAGAGACGCUCUCUAGACUUCUUUCACAUUACGGGGCUUCUACUGUUCGUCCUUGCACUUCAGAGAGAUUGAAGAAUUGUGCAUUUGUGGAUUUCAAAAGUGAAGCACUUGCUUAUCAAGCACAGUGCCAGUUGAAUGGGCUAAGGUUUCUUGGUAGAGUUUUGAAAGUGGAAAGAGCCAGUAAUGAUAGCAAGGAUAACAAGAUUCGAGGGAAAGGUGCUCCAUCUGCAAAUGAUAAAAUUGCACCUUCCACUGUGACAAAGGAGGCUGGAUUGCCUGGGGAUCAUAAUGAAAAUUCAAAUUGUGGUUUUGCUACUGCUAGUGAGCCCAUUGCUCCAAAACUUGGUGUAGAUUACCCCUUCCCUCCUCAUCUUGAGUAUGCCUAUCCCCCACCUGAUGGAAAUAUUCUUACCAAUAUUGUGAAUGCUCUUAUUGCCGUUCCUCGAUUUUACACUCAGGUAUUGCACUUGAUGAACAAAAUGAACAUUCCAGCACCAUUUCGUGUGGCAUUACCCACUCCACCCCUACCACCAUCAGCGGCUGUACCAGCUCCACCUCCUCCCCCUCCUACAUCUGCAAAGCCCUUGGCGGCAGACCUAUCCAGUGAAGAGUCCGAGCUUGAGUCCUCAGAAGAGGAGGUUGAUGACAAAGCCCAUUCUCUUGGAUCUUCAACAGUAAGAUCUGGUAAGAAGCGUGCUAGAAAAGAAGCUAUCGUUGGUCCUGCAAUAGAUAAAGAUGUGGCUCAUGAGUCUGUGGGUGUGAAACCUGCCACCUUGGUCCCAAAAGAAAUCCCAGUGAUUAAGAAGAAGAACACUGUUUUGCAGAUAAAAAUUACUCCAAAACCAAAAGUUUCAACGGUUGAUGAACAUAAAGAUGACAGCACAACAAACGAUAUAGAAGAGCCAGAUCAAGAGAAAUUGGAGAAGAAACAAUUUGCAACUCAAGAAGAACUGGAGAGGGGAAGGUUGCCUCCUGAAGAAAUACUCUCUCUUCCAAUGUUUAAGAACUAUACUCCUGGAAAUCCUGCACCGGUCUUGUACGUAAAGAAUUUGGCCAAAGAUGUUAUUAUGGAUGACUUUUACUUUAUAUUUGGUUCUUUGUUUGGAAGUGCGGAUGAUGCCAAAUCCACCCUGAAUGUGAAGCUAAUGCAGGAAGGAAGAAUGAGGGGCCAAGCUUUUGUGACGUUUCCAUCCAUCGAAGUUGCGCAACGUGCUUUGAAUCUAGUGAAUGGAUAUGUAUUCAAAGGCAAGCCGAUGAUUAUCCAGUUUGGCCGAAACCCUUCUGCAUCUAAAACUAAUUAGACGGGUCGCUGUCAUGCGAAGCAAGUUUUUGUAGUGACUGCCCGACAAAACGGGACUCUCCAAUGUCUUCAUCUGACGUCUAAGCAACUACGAUGGUGACCGAUACUUUGGCUGAUUACUUACAAGCUGGAUUUAUUGGGUGGGCAAGGAUCCGCUUUGACCCUAGGAAGAAGGAAUUCGACGGCACCUAUGAACACUAUGCCGUUGUUCAGUGCCUAGUCCCCUAAGCAUGUGCAGAACUUGAAACCACAAAAUGAGCUCACUGAGCAGGUAUGCGGAAGGCUGUCCGAGGUAGGAUCCAAAUGACCUCCAACUGUCUGGAAGUUCUGUUGCAUAUAAAGAACCGGCUUGCAGGUACAUCGAUUGUCCAAUGAGAUAUGCGUAUCCUGGACGUUAUAAUUGGUAAUUAGUAUGCCAAGGGAAAAUCUGUGGUUCCUAAUGUUGUUGGGUAGGAAUGGGUAGGGGAGCUGCAUAGCUUAGCUUGGGACCUCAACUUUGUAUGGACAUCACUUGUGGAGAGCUUCGCAAUUUCUUAGAUUAUCCAGUUAGCAGCUGAUGUUCUUGUUU